This is a messenger RNA of Colletotrichum costaricense, 798 nucleotides long. RefSeq lists its product as uncharacterized. NCBI's taxonomy places the organism in Eukaryota, Fungi, Ascomycota, Sordariomycetes, Glomerellales, Glomerellaceae. The coding region runs from base 1 to 798 and encodes 265 amino acids. The transcript has 4 exons. The record is from RefSeq and is a predicted model, not a curated record.
AUGGCUGCACAAGUCUCCUCAACGGGGGACUGCUACCUCGAGACCACCACCAGCAUCUUACUCGGUAUCGUCAUAGGCUUGACGAUGCUCAAUUUUGGAAAGGUGUUGAAACAGACUUCGCACAUUUACUCAAAAACCAAGUCGUUUACCAAUCUUUACAGCUGGAUGAUCUGGAUUUUACUUCUUGCUAGCCCCACUCAAGCGAUUAUCGACUGGCUCUUCAUUGUUGGACACAUUCUAAAAAGGUCGGUAAUCCCCGGGUUUAGCGCUGCGGAUAUCUUGCUCUGGGUGUUUCAAACGCAGCUUACACCUCAAAUCAUUGCGAACCGACUAGGACUUAUCAUGACAGAUAAGAAGAAAGUUAGGAUCAUGAAAUGCGUAUUGCUUGUGAUUAUUGGCAUAAUGAACGCUACUGUCAUCUGCAUGAUAUUUCUGAUACAAGCGACCUACCCUACGCUGGGUCCACAUAUCCAAAAAUUCUACGCCCCUAUCGACAAGGCCUUUGGUCUGCUAACUGAUCUCUUACUCAACUUGGCGUUCAUAUGGAAGGUCCAUCAUGAACUGAUCGCCAACGGUCUGACAAAAUAUCGAUUGUUGUUCAAUCUCAACAUCGCUGCUAUAAUACUUUCGCUGUCUAUGGAUAUCGCCCUGCUUGUCGUUGUGCUUGUUCUACCGAAUUCCUUUAUUUACACUUGUAUCCACCCGAUAGUCUAUAGUGUCAAACUUGCCAUUGAACUGAUGAUGGCAGAUCUGAUAGUCCAGGUCACGCAAGAGCAAUAUCAAAUGCCGGAAAUUUAG